UCAACACCGCAUACGUUUUGUGACGCUGUUGACUUAUAUUUUAUUAUUAUUGUAAGGGUUAGGUUUAGUGUUGGCGUUAGAUGUUAUUAAUUGUAAAUAUAUGGCAAGAUGUUGCACCACUUUCUGGCCGUAGCUGUGUCCCUUCUAUCCACAACCUUCUAAGUUAGAUGUUGGCGGAACCUGCACGCGCUGAAACGGGAAUGGCUGCCCUAGAUCGCCGGUUUGCCAUUCUUGAUUUUGUAGGGCAAAGCUGGACCUCUUUGAUCGACAAAGCGGCCCUAUCCACACCGGAAGGGACCUUUCUGGAAGAGUGUGACAAAAAUGUGAAGAAAACGAUGGAGACGACGCCUCUUAAAAAAGAGGACAUGUCUAUAUAUGGUCACUGCCCAACACAUGAUGACUUCUUCCUGGUGGUGUGUAUCCAUUGUGGGCGGCUGGUGAAACCACAAGCUUUUGAGAGACAUUGUGAGAGUCGACAUGGUCCCUUCGGCAAGCUCUACGGCCUUUCAUUCAACUGCUCUCCAGACCGGUCCCAGCAAGGUGAACCCCCUUCCCAGCACGGCAGCCUCUGUGAGGGUCAGGACAGGAGGCACCAGGAUGCCAGAGCCCCACGAGACCCACCACUAUGCUCUCCCCACCAGGGACGCUCCAAACCACAGCGUGAAGAACAAAGUAUUCAGCAGGUGGAUAACAUUUUCCAUGGAAAUCCUGCAUCGCCUUUGCAUUUUUCCAACCCCGAGAAAGAUUGUGAUUUGGACAAGCACUGUGGGAAAUAUAUACAACAUCAACAUAUACAUUUGAAAAUCAUUCAAAACUUGUAUAUGACCACAAAAGAUAUUUUAGGAAAUGUGUCGGAGGUCAAUGAUGGGCCAGUGUUAUGGGGUCGAAAGGUCGUUGGAAGGAGCAAAGCCUUUGACCAACUUGUGACAGAACUAAAGAUGAACUCAAAGCCUCGAGAGCGCCCCCAUCUGCCCAAAGAGGUUACUGAAGAAGGCUUUGCUCAGCUUGGACCUCAGUGCACUCCCUUUCACUCCAAAUGCCAAAUUAGGUCUAUGACUCCAUCAGGCAGUGCUGUAGAAAUGGAGCAGAAGGUCAUGCUCUCUGAGGAGUUGCAGGUGGAGUCUCUCUCAGCGGGUUUCUCCAGUGACGAGAAUGAUGAUGAGAACCGUAAAGAAUUUGUUCAUCUGCCUAUGAGCACUUGCCACCCGAAACCCCUAGGGUUUUGUACCUUCGGAGCAUGUGUACUUGGGCGUAGCAUGUUAGCAUUCGACAGAAGGCUGCUCCACCUGCGCUCAGCUUUCACUGCCAUGAUUGAGCAGCACCUCAGAGCUUAUCUGUGGAAGAAAAUGCCUCAGGUCUCAGAACUAUGUUCUUAUCAACCCCUUGUCACCACAAACACCUACAAUUCUAAUAAUGCCACAAACGCCUCACGUCCCAGCCAUAAGAACCCUUCUCUUAGGACUUGCGCCUCAGGAAAAUCAGAACUCCAGCCUACAAAUUACAACCGACUACCAACAAAAUCCCAGUCAGUCUCAGGUCCUGGUCGGCCACGCAACACUGUGGACCAUACCAGCAAACAAUCUUUGCAGGCCACAUUUAGGAAGCUUCAGGAUAGUCCCACAGUCAGUAAGCGGCAGAAAUCUCCCCUAGGGGAUGAGGAAUUGCCUAGACAGGGCAAAAUCUUGUACUGAACUGCGACGUCAUCUCCACAUGGACAGUUCAAUGACAUGCCUAGCAGUAAACCACAUCCAUCGGUAUAUGCCACUGAAAUAAAGGGGCUGAUCAAGCAAAACCCCAACCAUAUGCCCACCCACAUGACCCCUCCUCCUCCCUCAGAAUCUGAUAAAGGAGAAGCAUGAGGACCGAAUCACAGGACACUGGGGUAUGAGCAUAAAAGCAGGAAACAUAAGACCAGGAGCACCUCUCUUCCCAAAAACAUUUCAUGUGCCCAAAAAUCCAGCAUCCUCUUCUAUCUAUCCCAAACUCACUCCAGUCUGGUAUCCUGGGGUGGAGAUGGCAGACAAGGUUCAAACUCUCACACUGUGCCAAAAAACUUGGUGCACAGAAGCCAAAGCUUCUUCACUGAGGGAGUCUGCCUUAAACUGCUCCAGAAGCACAGGCUUACAGACAUGUAUUUGCCACAGACAUUAUGCACAUGAUGGACUAUAAAGGACUGUUUAUAUGC
Molecule: messenger RNA, 2185 nt
Organism: Triplophysa dalaica
Lineage: Eukaryota; Metazoa; Chordata; Actinopteri; Cypriniformes; Nemacheilidae
Gene: atxn7l2b
Product: ataxin 7-like 2b
Source: RefSeq, a predicted model, not a curated record